AUGGCCACCAUUCAGUCAGAGACUGACUGUUACGACAUCAUCGAGGUGUUAGGCAAGGGCACCUUCGGGGAGGUGGCCAAGGGCUGGCGGCGAAGCACAGGUGAGAUGGUGGCCAUCAAGAUCCUCAAGAAUGACGCCUACCGCAACCGUAUCAUCAAGAACGAGCUGAAGCUGCUGCACUGCAUGAGGGGCCUGGACCCUGAGGAGGCCCACGUCAUCCGCUUCCUUGAGUUCUUCCAUGACGCCCUCAAGUUCUACCUGGUUUUCGAGCUGCUGGAGCAAAAUCUUUUCGAAUUCCAGAAGGAGAACAACUUUGCACCCCUCCCGGCCCGCCACAUCCGCACCGUCACCCUGCAGGUGCUCAGGGCCCUGGCCCGCCUCAAGGAGCUGGCCAUCAUCCACGCCGAUCUCAAGCCUGAGAACAUCAUGCUGGUGGACCAGACCCGCUGCCCCUUCAGGGUCAAGGUUAUUGACUUUGGCUCAGCCAGCAUUUUCAGCGAGGUGCGCUACGUGAAGGAGCCAUACAUUCAGUCGCGCUUCUACAGGGCUCCCGAGAUUCUGCUGGGGCUACCCUUCUGCGAGAAGGUGGACGUGUGGUCACUGGGCUGCGUCAUGGCCGAGCUGCACCUGGGCUGGCCGCUCUACCCAGGCAACAACGAGUAUGACCAGGUGCGCUACAUCUGUGAGACCCAGGGCCUGCCCAAGCCCCACCUGCUGCACGCCGCCCGCAAGGCCCACCACUUCUUCAAGCGCAACCCCCACCCUGACACCACCAACCCCUGGCAGCUCAAGUCCUCGGCUGACUACCUGGCUGAGACCAAGGUGCACCCCCUGGAGCGCCGCAAGUACAUGCUCAAGUCACUGGACCAGAUUGAGACAGUGAACGGUGGCGGGGCAGCUAUUCGGCUGACCUUCCCGGACCGGGAGGCACUGGCUGAGCAUGCUGACCUCAAGAGCAUGGUGGAGCUGAUCAAGCGCAUGCUGACCUGGGAGUCACAUGAGCGCAUCAGCCCUAGCGCAGCCCUGCGCCACCCCUUCGUGUCCAUGCAGCAGCUGCGUAGCGCCCAUGAGACCACUCGCUACUACCAGCUGUCGCUUCGCAGCUGCCGCCUCUCACUGCAGGUGGAGGGCAAGCCCCCUACACCCGUGGUGGCCACUUCAGAAGAUGGACCCCCCUACUACCGUCUGGCUGAGGAAGAGGAGGCCAUGGGCCUGGGCAGUGUGGCAGGCAGUGGGCCUUUCUUCCAUGAGGAGAAGGCACCGGGCAUGCAAAAGGCCAUUGACCAGCUGGACGACCUGAGUCUGCAGGAGGCAGGCUGUGGGCUGUGGGGUGAGACCCCCGAUAUGCUGGCCCCACUCAAGGCAGCCGUUGCUGGCCUCCGGGUGCCCGACUCGGGCCCUGAGCCCAUCCUGGCCUUCUACGGCAGCCGCCUGGCUGGCCGCCACAAGACCCGCAAGCUGCCCGCAGGAUCCAAGUCUGACUCCAACUUCAGCAACCUCAUCAGGCUGAGCCAGGCCUCGCCUGAGGACGAUGGGCCCUGCCGGGGCAGCGGCUGGGCAGAAGGAGAACACCGUGGGGCUUCCGCCAAGCCGCCCACCAUCGCGAAGCGGGACGGGGAUGGGCCAGACAUCAAGGACAUGACCAUGGAUGCCGAGAGGCCUGACCCUGAGCUCUUUGACCCCAGCAGCUGUCCUGGGGAAUGGCUGAGUGAGCCAGACUGGACCCUGGAGGGCAUCAGAGGCCCACGGGCUCCAGGGCUCCGCCCCCGCCAUGCCCAUCCACAUGGUCCGCUCCGGGCCACCAGCUUUCUGCAACAUGUCAGCGGGCAGCACUGA
Pteronotus mesoamericanus is the source of this 1836-nucleotide messenger RNA. RefSeq names its product homeodomain interacting protein kinase 4 (gene HIPK4). NCBI's taxonomy places the organism in Eukaryota, Metazoa, Chordata, Mammalia, Chiroptera, Mormoopidae. Gene Ontology annotation, biological process: peptidyl-serine phosphorylation; peptidyl-threonine phosphorylation. The transcript has 4 exons. Gene Ontology annotation, cellular component: nucleus; cytoplasm. Gene Ontology annotation, molecular function: ATP binding; protein serine/threonine kinase activity; protein tyrosine kinase activity. The record is from RefSeq and is a predicted model, not a curated record. The coding region runs from base 1 to 1836 and encodes 611 amino acids.